Messenger RNA from Salvelinus fontinalis (brook trout), 1986 nucleotides. RefSeq names its product heat shock factor protein 2-like. Lineage: Eukaryota; Metazoa; Chordata; Actinopteri; Salmoniformes; Salmonidae. Gene Ontology annotation, molecular function: sequence-specific DNA binding; DNA-binding transcription factor activity. The record is from RefSeq and is a predicted model, not a curated record. The transcript has 11 exons. Gene Ontology annotation, biological process: regulation of DNA-templated transcription. The coding region runs from base 107 to 1603 and encodes 498 amino acids.
CUGCUCUUCAAACAGGAAGUUGUGUGCAUGUUUACGACGUUAUUUUCUUCUCAGCGACUUGCUUUUUUCAUCCCAAAAAGGCAUCUUUCCACCUUCAGUUUGCAAAAUGAAACAAAACUCAAAUGUUCCAGCUUUCCUCACCAAGCUUUGGACUCUUGUGGAGGAUUCUGAUACGAAUGAAUUUAUUUGUUGGAGUCAGGAGGGUAACAGUUUCCUCGUCAUGAACGAACAGCGAUUUGCCAAGGAGAUCCUUCCCAAGUUCUUCAAACACAACAACAUGGCCAGCUUUGUCAGACAGCUAAAUAUGUAUGGAUUUCGCAAAGUGAUGCACAUUGACACAGGCAUAGUGAAGCAAGAGCGUGAUGGACCAGUUGAAUUCCAGCAUCCUUACUUUAAACAUGGGCAGGAUGACUUGCUGGAAAACAUCAAAAGAAAGGUUUCUAAUGCAAGACCAGAGGAUACUAAGAUCAAACAGGAAGACCUGUCCAAUAUUUUGGCCAGUGUUCAGAAUGUUCAUGGAAAACAAGAAAGCAUUGAUUCCCGACUCAACACAUUGAAAAGAGAUAAUGAAGGUCUAUGGAGGGAAAUAUCAGACCUGAGACAGAAGCACUCCCAACAGCAGCAAAUCAUUAAGAAGUUGAUACAAUUCAUUGUCACAUUCGUACAGAAGAACCGGAUUAUGGGUUUAAAACGCAAACGACCUAUUCUACUGAACAACAAUGGAAAGAAGCCUAAAUACAUCCAUGAAAUCUACGAUGAACCUCCUCUGGAGCACAACAAACCCUCUGUCAGUGGUUUGAAGAACGCUGAUCUUACUGAUGAUGUUGUCAUCUGUGACAUAACUGACGACGAUACAGAGAUCACAGAGGGCCCCUCAAUAAUGGAUCAAUCGGGGGAUGUAGAAAUUGUUGAGAUCUUCGACAGCAAUACUGUGUCACAGACAGAUGGCGCUGACAAUCCAGGCCAGACCAACUCUUUGGUAUUCGAACCAGAAGAGACCACCAUAAGCACAUAUGAUAGCCUUCCAACCAGCAGCGUCUUGCAACUCAACAAACCAUCAGGCUUGAGCCUGGAGGAUCCCAUGAAGAUGAUGGACUCAAUCCUCAAUGAGAGUGGAGCUAUUUCUCAGAAUAUCAACCUCCUCGGAAAGGUUGAGCUAAUGGACUACUUGGACAGCAUUGACUGCAGUUUGGAAGACUUUCAGGCUAUGUUGUACGGGAAGCAGUUCAGCAUUGAUCCAGAUAUUUUAGAGGAGAGUGGUGGUUCCAAAGGAAAUGUAGGGCUGCUAUCCAAAGGAGGCAAGUCUGGUGUCUCUGCAGAAAAGCAGCUGGUCCAGUACACGUCCUGCCCUCUGCUGGCCUUCCUGGAUGGCUGCACCCCUUUGGCCCCAGAGCCAGACAGCAGCAUAGCCACAGAACUGGGAGACAGCCUGCUGCAGCCCAGCACUGAGGUACCCACAGACCUCCUGGAGCCAGAUGAGGAGCCUCCACGGAGCUCCCUGAUCCGCCUAGAGCCCCUGACUGAGGCAGAGGCCACGCUUUUCUACCUGUGUGAACUCAACCCAGAAGGGAGCGCCACUGACUCGACACAGCUGGAGAUUUAACCAAGGAACAGAAAAAACGCAAUGAUUUACUGUAUUUAUUUCCUUGUAUCUUUUGGUACAUUUAGGUCAAAAGUAAGACAUUCCAUAAUGUAGCUGUUGAUAUGGUUUCUCCACUAUUUCCACUAGCAGUUGAAGGUAAACCCUGAUUAAAAAAAAGGCUGCAAUUUUGUUUCACUGUAUUAUUGAUAGGUUAAUGAUCACAUCAAUCUUUAAAUGAAAAAAACAAGUGCCUGCAUAUUUCCUUGUCCUAGAACUACAGUGCUCAGCAUUUCAAAUACUGCAGUCUGGUGUGUAUUAUAAGGUGUCUGUGAUUUUGCCUAUCCUGUGAGAUUCACUGUUAAGCUUCACAAUGACAUUCAAAUAAAGUGUAUUUUCAUUCUGAA